Molecule: messenger RNA, 183 nt
Organism: Ilex paraguariensis (yerba mate)
Lineage: Eukaryota; Viridiplantae; Streptophyta; Magnoliopsida; Aquifoliales; Aquifoliaceae
Source: the annotation of a GenBank genome assembly
AUGGCUUCCUUCGAAGAGCUUCACCAUCAUUUGGGGGUUUUAGGGUUUGGAAGACGAGGGUUAGAUGAUAUUGACGAUGAGGGUUUGAUUGAGACAAGCAAACCUGGACAAUUCUUUGAGGAAGAAGAAGGCGGGAGAAACAGAAAGCGGGAGAAAGCAGGAGACUGCAGAUCUGGAAAUUGA